AAAGAGGAUGGUAGGCGAGAGGGGAGGAAGCAGGUGGAGGGAUCGAGACAGCAGAAUGGCAGAGGACGGAGAGGAAUCGAUCAGAGAGAAGGGGAACGAGGUACGCUCAAAGAAGGGCUAGGCCGUGGUUUUGUUUGAUCAUCAGAAUGCUCUCAUUAGCACCAGAAAAAAGGUCGCUCCCAGCGUCUCAGUGGGCAAGUGGGCGACGCAGGCGCGAUUCGGGCCAGCAGUGGGGCGCCUGCCUCCGGCCUCCAGCUGCCAGCCUGCCACUGACUUCAGUUUCUGUCUGCAACUUGUUGUUAGUGCAACAGCGCCGACCGCACCUGGCCGUGUUAGCCAGGAGUGGGGCCUUGCCGAUGUGUGCAUCCACUACGUCACGCCCGAUUCAGUCAAUCGCGACUUUCCCAGUCACCUGCUGCACUGAAUUGCACGCUUGCACGCUAACAGAUGAAUUGAUGACAAUCGUCGUCAAUGUAAUUAGAGCAGCGUUGGCCAUGCGCGCCUUUUCCUUCGACGCUAUCAGGUCCAGUCCUCUACUGUUAGUCGGCCAUCGCGCGCCGGCCCUUGAUCCUGCCAAAAUCGCCAGCUCCUACAUAGCAACGGGCCUCUUGGAGAAGUUAGAACCCUGCGUCUGGCUGGCUCUUUCCGUCGGCACCCCAGCAAAUUUGGCACCCACAACGCCCCCGGGAAGAACCCACACAGUGAAUUGGAUGCUUUUGACCUUUCGGGACAGAGGGAGCCAAAGCAUCGGCCGGCCGAGACUGAUGAAGCAUCAACAAGUUCCAAGUAAAAUUCAUCGAGCUGUAUCGUGGUGUUCAUCUUUGCCAUCUGCCCUGGGACAGGCCCAAGGCCUCGGCGAUUACAUCCUCCAUCCAACAGGCCAGCUUUGAGCACGUACGAAUCACACCACGCACAGUAUGAUCCAUGGGCGUACGGCACGAUACAUCCAGCCUGCUGCAUGCGUCCAC
Molecule: messenger RNA, 968 nt
Organism: Emericellopsis atlantica
Lineage: Eukaryota; Fungi; Ascomycota; Sordariomycetes; Hypocreales; Bionectriaceae
Exons: 1
Coding region: 147-890 (247 amino acids)
Source: RefSeq, a predicted model, not a curated record